AUGAGCGUUACUUGUAUAGUGAAGUACAAGGAGUCCUGCAAAAAGCUGGUUGUAGGCGGCGAGAAGGCUGCGGCGGAUGUGAGAACGGCCCUUCUCACAAGCCCCUUUAAAGAUGUCGUGGACAACAUGCUGAUACAGGUGAAGGACAAAGCACUCAAUGAGUUCUUUGAUAUUGAUGACACAACUGUUGUCACGAACGGUGACAUUAUAAGACUGGUCGAAAACCCAUUCCUGGACCUAUUCGCCAGAAGUGCACCCUUGGAGCUCGAUCCUGAUUUUGCAUUGAGCCCGGAGAGUCCUGCUGUUCCCAGCCCUGUAUCCGUACAAUCAGCACCUGGACCACUAUGGUACAAGUUUCCUGACUUCCCGAUCAACAUUGCUCAGGAAAUUGAAAAGACGGAAGUGGGCAAGGUGAUGCCGGAUUUGAGGAGGAACAUCAUCAGACAGAUUGUCUCAUCUUUAUGUAUAGAGACUAUGUACCCUGAUGAACACUACCUUACAGCUGCCCAAGAACUCGUCAGGAGGUACCCGCAACUGAUGGAUAAAUCACGAACUCGCUGUGCCUCCUGGCACGCAGGUAUCAAGAACCGAGCCCGAAAUGUUCGCAAAAGGAUGCCAGCUGGACUCAUGGAGGUGGAUUCUGCAAGGGCAAAAGCCAAGGCUCGACAACAAAGCCGAAGGGUCGAACUUCCUGGCGACCACCACUCUGUGCCGAAGAAGGCAGUCAGAAACAUGGUUCAGGCUACAGACUGUGGCCCUGGAGAAGACGAGGAAACGAUCAACGGGCAGAUUGAGUUUAUGAAGAAAGAGAUGAAGAAGACGGUGUGGGACAAAAGGAAAGUGGAAGACGCUAUGAACCGAACCUACAAAGCCAGGCGGGCAUGGUUAAACGGAGCAAAUUUGACAGUGACUGCUGUGACAGAUCGCUACCCAGCCCUUACGCGGGCACAAGAAAUUCGACAGGAGUUCAGACGGCUGACAGGUCGAGAUGCCGAGGAGGGACUUGACGCGUUCCUUGAAAGGAAAACUGAAGAACUCUACAAGCUCUUCCUUAUGAAGGCUGCCUCCAAACGACAGGCAAAGGAAAUUCUGGAGUACUCCAAGGGAUGCUCUCAAGAAGAGAGUGCAACGCUUCUUGGCAAUGGCGCCCUGCUCCUGCUGCCAUGCCUGAUGAAUGAAAAAAGUACCUCGAUUCUGAAGAAAUUGGAGCCAGGCACCCAGCACAUGAACCCAUGUAUUGUAUACGUUGGGGAAGAUGUCUUGACCUCCCCCAUGUAUGCAGUGAAAGUCGAAGAACUGAGCAUUGACGUUCCAAGCCUCAAGCAAGCUUUCUCAUUGCUAAUAAGCCUAUUCUGGGCCUUCGGCAUUCACUAUACUCCGGAGGCCAAGAAUAUGCUCACCAUCCUGGAGCAUGCCAUUGGUGUUUCUCAUACAAAAAUGGGCACGGUUGCACUUCGGGUUUGGAGCUCAUUGUGAGCUUCAGACCUGCAGAUAGACGAGGCAAUUUUUCCUGUUGUUCCAAAGAUGCUGACAACUUUUCAGAUGCUGCAACACAAAAAACAAACUACUCAAUUACUUAAAUUUAGAAACUUUUGAGGCAGCAGUUAGAAAUGAAGAAUGCAGCAUUUCCACGCCAUUCCUUGUGGGGUCAGGAUGAUCACCGACACAGGGAUAGAUUUUUUUGCCCUGAUUUUGUGAGCUAAUGGUUUCAAGGGCAUCAGCAGAGGACAUAGAAACAUGCUAUUACUGCAUAAUUUGGUGUACAUACAGUGUGAGAGUUGCAUUUUAAUCAGGAUUACAACCAAAAGUAGCUCGUCGUUGUAACAGGAGACUGGAAUUGCAGCUGUUGCGGCGCCACGAUGUAUUAGAGAUGUCGGUUACAUAUCAAAAUAUUUCUAGGGGUAACUAAUUUCUAGGGAUAACAUCUUGCAUAUUUCUAUGCAAGAUGGCGGUACGAACGGAACGGGACGUCGCCGCCUGCUGUGAUUGGUCAGUGCUAUGCCGCUGACCAAUCGCAGCAGGCGGCGAUGUCCCGGCCCCUUCGUCCCAGCUUGUCCCGCAGUCUUACAUAGCCCCCCAGGAGGUCGAAAGUAAUCUUAAGUUCCUCGUUGGAGUGUGCCAAAUGGCCUUUGUUGGCAUGUCAGACCCCCAAAUUCACCUCUGUCUCGCAAAGUCAAGAUGUCGAGAAAGUUUCCUCAUGUCAAGCUGCCAUAAACACACCUCUUUCUUUGCUAAAGCGCAGCAAAUUUGUCAUGGUCAAUGUGCUGAGAAACGGAGUGAGAGAGAGGAGACAAGAACGUCCAGGGACGUUGGAACUCUGAGCUCUAGUUGGAACGAUUAGUGCGUUGUAGACCUAUAGCUAGCUGCCUUUGUCUCAAUUGCAAGCGUUGAAUGCGUUUGAAUGCGAGAGCCAAAUGCCCGGUGCCAGCGUUCUGCAUUCUAAUGCAUUCGACGAGCGCAGUGGAAACAAAGGCAGCUAGCUUUAGGUUUACCCACUAACCAUUCGAACCAGAGCUCGGCGUUCCGGCAUUCCCGCACGCUCUCAUCUCCUCUCUCUCUCGGCACAUUUGUUUUUCGCCAAAAGCUUACGUUCAUGGAGAUGCUAUGACAAGAGUGAUGUGAGAAAAUCUCGGGUAUUGCAGUAUUCAUCUACAUUUUGUGUCACAACGACCAAUAGUUUGUCAGCAACCCUAGAAUUGCAUGAAAAAUUGCUUUCUCUGGAGUAAACCAUGAUCAACCAAUUGCUAUUUUUUUUAAACUGAGGGCAACUUUUUAUAUUUCUGGCAUAGUGAAUUAUACUUAUUGUUGAAACUGGGUUUUAUGGGCUAUGCCCACUAUAUAUACUUGUAUGGUUUAAACAAUAUCCAUCUUUGCACAUUAUACAUUUUCAGAUGCUUUUCUAAGCAGUGAAAUUACUAGUUCUGAGUGCUUUAAUUAUUUAGUUUGUAAUGUU
This is a messenger RNA of Ixodes scapularis (black-legged tick), 2953 nucleotides long. RefSeq lists its product as uncharacterized. The record is from RefSeq and is a predicted model, not a curated record. NCBI's taxonomy places the organism in Eukaryota, Metazoa, Arthropoda, Arachnida, Ixodida, Ixodidae. Bases 1 to 1476 code for a protein of 491 amino acids. The transcript has 9 exons.